Molecule: messenger RNA, 3984 nt
Organism: Xyrauchen texanus (razorback sucker)
Lineage: Eukaryota; Metazoa; Chordata; Actinopteri; Cypriniformes; Catostomidae
Gene: pcnx4
Product: pecanex 4
Exons: 12
Coding region: 286-3963 (1225 amino acids)
Cellular component (GO): membrane
Source: RefSeq, a predicted model, not a curated record
UGCGCAACUGCAGCAUCAGCAGAAGCGAUGAUGGAGCUCGGAUCCACUUUAACCCCAAACAAACCCAUCUACCUCACCUUCAGCGCUUCACCGGCGUGACCACUAUAGAUCACCUUCUAGACAUUCUGUUUAUUUUGGAUGUGAUCAUCUGUCUGCAUGCUAUUUUGCUCAUGAUGACUUCAACAGACAGUGACUCAUUUUCAGCGGGAUGGGGUAUGUCUGUGUGUUUUGAAGCAUCUGAGGGGAGAUGACUGACUCAGUCCCCACCGUGCUGUGUUCAUCACCAUGGGGCCUGAUGUGCCCCUGCUCAACGACUACAAGCAGGAGUUCUUCUGGAAACGCUUCCCGCAGACUGUCUUGGGGGGGCUGAGGCUGAAACUUGGCUACUGUGCUCCACCGUAUGUGUAUGUGCACCAGCUGGUGUUAUUCCUGACCCCAUGGCUGUUGGGAGGAAUCGGGACCCUCCUGUACCAGCUGAGGGUGCUGGAUGACGCUCAAGCAGGUGUUGUUUCCGGUAUGCUCAUGUUGGGUUUUGCUGCCACCAUUCAGGGACUGGCAAGGUGUAUGGCACGUAGGACAGGGAUGGUGCAAAGGCUGCCAGCUGCCAAUAACAUCCUUGCAGAUGAGGAAGAGGUGGAGUUUACACACUGCGUGGCCCCUGAGACAGUACAGUUUGUGGUGCCAGGAAAGAGGUUUAUGGGAAAUGUAGUGCUGCAUACAUUGCUUGCCGGAGCACUGUGUGGAUUGUCCACCUGGUAUCUGCUGCCAGACAGACUAAGCAGCCUGUAUGGGCACACAGGAGCGGGACGUGGUGCGGUUGUGCCUUUGUUUGCCCUGAGCUGGGUGACUGUCUGUAUUGGGGAGUACUCGCUCAUUGUCAACACUGCUGCCGAAACAGCCACUUUUCAACCGCAGGACACUUAUGAAAUAACACCGCUCACCAGACCGCUCUACAUACUCGCAUUUAUCGCUGUGGACCUGGCUUUGAGGCUUUCAGGAUUUGGUGUGGUGGAAUUGCAGGUAGCAGCCCAGGUGCUUCAUGUGUUGUUUGUGGCCCUCCCAGUGUUUUGGGCUUUGGGAAUGCUAUCACCGCUGGAUGCACUUCUGCUGUGGUCAAUGGAACAGACCUUGGUGCAUGGCUUGGGAGGGUCAGCCAUGUCAACCAACAUCAGGCUGUUGGUGAUGUUUUUUUCAUCUGCGUCUGUUGCCAUAUGUACCUUCUUCAUUCCCUCCUCCCUGGGCGUGGUCCUCUUCACUGUUGCCAUGGGUUACCUCCUCAGCCAGGACCUGACCCAGCUGCUGGUGCUGGUGAAGGGGGGCUCUCCAACUUUGGGUCUGGGCUGGUGCGGUCUUCCUCUUUCCCUGCUGCUCAUAAUAGGGGCCUUGACUGAGGCAGGACUCCUUCAUCAGCUAUACCCCAACUCAGGAAACCUGACAGUAGGUGUGAACUCUAUACAGCAGUGGGCAUCUACUGGGGUACCUCUAUGCCCACAGGAGGUUAUAGGCUGGCUCCUUAUUGCUCUGUUUCUGAUCACUCGUCUGAUGAGAGAGCUCCAAGGAGCAUGUGUGCUGGGAGGCACUAUGCUUAACCCACUUUACCCCAAACGAGUCACUACAGCACAGGCUUUCAGAAGGAAGACACGUGGCCUACGUGUUGCAGGAAUCAUCUGUAGAAUCCUGCUGAAAAUGGUGAGUCCGUUUGCGAUGAUUGCAUUCUUGUCUGUGGAUGAGUCUCUUGAGAAGCUGCACACGGCCUCUCUCGCUAUUGGCUUCACACGAGCAUUCAGAGUGGUGUGGCAAAGCUCUGAGGCUGCUCUGCUUCAGAUGGUUGUGGUGGUGAUCAUCAGAUUUGCCGGGGGACACAGGGUAACACGCUGGCAUGAGCUGGGCACUGAAGUGCAGCUGAUUUUGGUCUCUCUGAUUGUGAAUCGUGUGUCUCAGUUCGUGUAUAAGAUGAGUUUCGCUCUUACGGUGUUGAUCACUUCCUGGACGGAGAGUAAACAGCGUCGUCAGUCAGCAGGCACUCUGCUGGCACUCAACGUGGCUCUGUGUCCUCUGCUACUGGCCGUGGUGGCUCUCUCUGCCCUUCUCUCUGCCCCUCUCCUUCCUCUCUUCACACUACCUGUGUUCCUGGUUGGCUUUCCAAGGCCACUGCGCUCGUGGCCGGGCACCCCGGGCACUUCCUGCCCUUGCCCAGACUCUGUAUAUUAUCAGCAGCUCUGCAAAAGACUGGCAUUGGCUAUCAGACCAGCUCUCGCUAAUGGUGCAUUUGGUUCUUGUUGUCCUGGGUCUCAUUAUCUUGGCCGCUUCCAGGGUCGUCUUCUGUGGAUUUCCAUUCUUGAGAGAGGCUAUGGCUACUGCACUGUCAAUAUAAAGGGUUUGGAACUACAGGAAACAUCGUGCCACACAGUGGAGGCUCGGCGAGUGGAUGAAGUUUUUGAAGGAGCAUUCGAUCACGUGGAACGUCCUGGCCAGUGUUUCCAACUAUUGAACCCUAACUGGGGUAAUGUCCUAACCCCCUGUUCAGUGUUACCCGUCAGGGUUUACUCUGAUGCCCAAAAUGUUCUAACAGGCAUCAUUGACUCGCCUGACCACCUACGUCAGCUAAACUCUGACUUUCUUAAAACACUUGUCUGGAUUUUGUUGCGCUACUGUGUACAGGAAGUAACUUGCGGUGCUUACCAAAUUAAAAGUCAGUCUCUACAGACCUCUGGACGUAAGUCGCAAAGCUCCCAGCAUCCCGUUCCCACAGAGCCAGGUCCGUCUGUGGUUAAAGUUGGCAUGGACUCUCAAGUGCGUCCUGAAUCCUCCUCUUCCUCUCAUUUGAGGGUGCAGGACAGUUCCAGCCUCUCAUCCUUUGCUGACUGGUCAGAUGAGGACGAUCUUUUUGGCCCAGUGCCUGUGCAGCGGCCGAUGAGAAUGAUGAUGCGGACAGAUGAAGGGCAUACAGAGUUGGGGUUGGGAGUGUCUCUGCCAGGUUCUGUAGAAAUCCACAGCCUGUAUGAGAGCAUGGCCCUGUCCUCUCUCCCCACCCUCAGGCCUUUGGGUCUGGGUUUGGGGCUUGGCCUGCCAAUCGUGGAUAAAGGGAAAGAUAACUUCCCUGCUCUCACUUCGACCACCAUCCCGUGCAAUUCCCAUCCUCUCCACUUCACAAGCCCUCACUCAGAUCACUUUUCUCUGCCCAUGGACUGGCGGACCACCCCCUUAUCUUCCUCCAGGCUCCAGGUUCUGCGACCCUGCUUCCCCGAGGCCUGGUUCUGCUUCUGUUUGUCCCAGCUGGUGGUGGAGGGAUUUGGGGAAAAAGACUUUGAGCAGGUGACACAGGGUUUGCAGGAGGACCAUGCCCUGAAGGAACUAUAUACCCAGGUGGUGCUGUCAUGUUGUGUGGCGCUGGGGGCAGAUGCUCAGGUGUUCAGCCCCAAUCUGCUGUUCAGGCUGUACUGUGGGGACGGCCCCUGGACCGAGGGUCUUGAGUGGCUCCGAGCCAAUAAAGAGCUGCAUCAGCUCACACUCAGGGCUUUCAGGUACAGUGUAAAACUGUUGGUAGACCAGGCAUCUCUUGGUCCAGUAGAGAGUCUGGAUGAACUCUACACAACUUUACAGGAUUACCAUGACAACUGGUUUAUUGGCCUGGUAACUGACCACAGCUGGCAAGACAAUGUUAUACAGGAGAAGCCCUUCCUAUUCUCUCUCGGACAUGACCUCACCAUGGGGACAUAUACGAGCCGUGUGUUGUCUCUGCAGGAGAAUCUUGUUCAGGUGGGAGUUCUGAAUGAAGAGGGUGUGAGGGGCCAGUGGGCCAACCUGUCCUGGGAGUUGCUUUAUGCCACUAAUGACGAUGAGGAGCGGUACAGCAUUCAGGCCCACCCUGUGAUGCUGAGAAACCUGACUAUUCAAGCAGCUGAUCCACCACUGGGAUACCCCAUCUACUCAUCGCUGCCCAUACACUUAGGCUGUUUAUGAUCUUCACUUUUGGUCUAAUUU